Messenger RNA from Folsomia candida, 3347 nucleotides. It is a transcript of the gene eEFSec, whose product is annotated as selenocysteine-specific elongation factor. The record is from RefSeq and is a predicted model, not a curated record. Bases 1673 to 3292 code for a protein of 539 amino acids. Gene Ontology annotation, molecular function: GTPase activity; translation elongation factor activity; GTP binding. NCBI's taxonomy places the organism in Eukaryota, Metazoa, Arthropoda, Collembola, Entomobryomorpha, Isotomidae. The transcript is spliced from 5 exons. Gene Ontology annotation, biological process: selenocysteine incorporation.
UGGGCUUUGGUCAGUUCAGUAAUCGGUCGAAGUUUGGCUUGGCAGUACGAUAUCCACAGGAUGCCAAACACAAUGAUUCAGUCCACUCCGGCGUUUUCGGAAGACAUCAGCAAGCCAAAACCUCGACUCAUUUUAGGCAGGCCAAAUGUUCGCCCAAAGAGGUGCUUGACUAAGGAAGAAAUCUACAAGUUGUUUGGUGCCCCUGUCAUAAUUAAAAAGCUGAAAAACAUUCCACCAGAAGCGUAUCUUCCUAGGAUUGAAAAUUCAAACCUUGUGGAGAAACCAAAGCCUGUGAAGAGUUCAAAGCAUGUGGUGAAACCAAAGCCUGUGGAGAAACAAAAACGUGUGGAGAAAGCAGAACCUUUGCUGAAACCUGUAGUACAAGUAGGACCGAAGACACAGUUCCGAUUAACACCUUGUCCCAAUGCAAUUCAGGAAAUCAAAAGUGCCGAUAAAGAUCCUACAAAUAUAAAGAAUAAAUGUCCUGAAUUUGUUCGAAAAAAGAAGCCUAAUUCAAUUUUCGACCGAGCGGAGGACAAGGACGCGGAAGCAUUCAUCCACUGGCUUCAGGAACAAGCAGGAAAAACAGUUGGUCAAAAGCGAAGCGAUAAGUUGGUAUCAGGAACAGCUUCGUCGUCAUCAAGCAUGAAAUCCCCAGUUUUGCCCGACGACAUCCUGCUCGAUGGAAGUUGUUCCGUUCCAGGUGAAACUCAGCAGGUUGUUUCCACCGUUGGAGAAACCACGUCUGCAACUUCGGAAACAUUGACCCCCAUCACUUCGCCACCACGACAUGGACUGGUUUCAUCGCCUCAGACAUCGCCGGAUGCUGCUGCUCCCCGUAAUCGCACUCCCAGGAGGAACAAUCGUAGGCCAAUCCGACUUACUUGGACGUACACUUUGCUAGUCCCUAUAUUACUGUCCGCAAUUAUGUUCAAACUCAAAUUUCGUCAGAAUUAACAAUUAUGACGCGAAGCGACUGAUUUUUAUACUAACGAGCAGUUUCCACAAAUUGAGAUAAUAUAUUUAUGACUCUUCCCCAUAUAUUUUGUUAAAGUACCUUUAGUGUUUGCAGAAUUUACACAGAGUUGAGUAUUUUUGUUUAGUUUAGUCGAUUUUUAUCUUGCUGUAUGACAUGAUUUUAUUUAAAUGUUUUUGGAACCUGGUAUACAUACCUACAUAUUUGAAUACCGUUGUAUUAUUUUGACUAAUUUUUUAGCAAGAUGUCUUUUUACACGAUUUUAUAGUUUGAAUAGUUUUUAGUCUUUAGUCUUUAUAGAACUUUUCAUUAAAUAAAUUCUGCUAAACACCUAAAUGCUUUUCAGCCAUCGGAGACGCUAUUUUUUUGCAUGUCCAUGAACAAAUGGGUUGGUUGUUAUUGCUUGUUAUUGCGAGUGACUAUGCAAUCUUCAGCUGGGUUUCAUAUUUUCUUUCUCUCCCAUGUGCAUUCUUCUCUCUCAAUUCGCUCUUCUUUAUUUAUUUUAAAUACACACAAAAUUAAAAUUUCUAUUAAAAUUUGAAAUAAAUUUCCCAAGAUAUGUAAAAUAGUUGGUAGCAUCACUAUCAGCGGGAAUAUUCACUUAUGGAUUGAUAAUCAUAAUAUUAUGUACUGAAACGUGCAUUCUUCAUCGUCUUUUACUUGACCGGUCUUUGUUCCAAUUUACAAUAAUUGAUAAUGAUUCCUUGUCGUGAGUUGAUCACGAGGUCGGACCAGAUUUGCGUCAAUGUUGGCAUGUUGGGUCAUGUCGACUGUGGGAAGACCAGUUUGUGCAUGGCCUUGAGCACUACAGCCUCCACGGCGGCCUUUGACUCGAAUCCGCAGUCCAAGGCCAGAGGGAUUACUCUUGACCUCGGUUUUUCCGCAUUCCCCUUGGACAACAAGUACAACGUGACUUUGGUGGAUUGUCCAGGUCACGCCUCCCUCAUCAGAACCGUGCUGGGUGGAGUUCGAAUCAUGGACUUGAUGGUGCUCGUGGUCGACGUAACGAAAGGGAUGCAGCCCCAGACUUGGGAAUGCUUGAUUUUGGCGAAUAUUACGACAUGUAAUCUUAUCAUUGCCUUGAAUAAGGUGGACCUUAUUCCGCCACCGAUUCGUCCGGAAAAGAUGGAGAAAUUCUGCAGCUUGCUGAGAAGGUCGUUGAAAAAGACAAGAUUUGGUUCCGCACCGAUGGUCUUGACCUCAACAACAGAUGCUGAAAUUGGAACAGACAAGCUCAAGGAUGAAAUUCUUCAGCAUCUCAACAAAAUGACACUUGUGCGGGAUACUGCAAGUUCAUUUGUCAUGGCGAUUGACCACUGUUUCAGUAUGCGAGGAUCAGGAGCUAUAUGUACUGGAACAAUCAUCACAGGCCAAGUUAAGUUGAAUGAUACUGUUGAAUUCCCGAAACUUCAAACUACAAAGAAAGUAAAGACCAUGCAAGUUUUCCGACAACCUGUCGACUAUGCAAAAGCCGGUGAUCGAGUUGCCUUAGGAAUUCCAGGCCUUGACGCAAAAAGUAUGGAACGGGGACUUAUUACAGCCCCUGGACUCCUCCCUUCCGCGAGCAGAGCAGCAAUUGUGAAAGUUAACAAAAUCCCGUUCUUCAAAGAACAAGUCCCCUCCGGAAAACGAUUUCAUGUCUCUAUCGGAUAUUCCACAGUCACCGCCCAAGUUCAAUUUUUCAGCCCUGAUCCGACAGCAAAACUUCGCAAUGAUGAUGCAAUAUUUAGUCGAUCUAAGGAGUAUUUAGUUGAAAACGUGUUAGAGUACGUUGACGAAGAUGAUGCAUCCCGAAUUUAUUUCGCCCUACUUGUCUUUGACAAACCAGUUUUCAUUCUCCCAAACACUUUGAUCAUUGCGUCAAAUUUGCAACAGCCAGAUGAAACCGUAGCGUGCAGACUAGCCUUCCAAGGACAAGUCAUUGAAACCAGUCAAGACAAAGACGUCAAGAAGACGUACUUGCCCACUUUGAAAAUAUUCUACUACAAGAAAAAAUCUGGUAUUGUGGACCGUGUUUCUUCCGAGGAUUCCAUCAUUGUUCGUGGAUUUUGUCAAAAGAAUUCCAACGUUGAUCAUCUCAUCGGUAUGAAAGUGUUUGUUCACGGAGAAAAGUCUGAGGAAAUUGAGGAUAGUCUCGUGAGUGGCAGGAUUCAAGGUAGAUUUGGCCAGACGAAUAAGGUGCGAAUCGGGGUUGACCGCCCCCUCACUGAAGAACAGAUCCAUUACCUGAAAAACCAUGUGUGCAUUGUCGAUAUCACUUUCAAAGAGUACAAGUUCAAAAUUCGGACCGAAUCAGGUCAAAAGCUCUGUCAAUAAUUAAUUAAUCAAUACCCGGUACGCUCAAUACAAAUAUAAUAAUAACAAAUCAAAA